AUGGUGCAUGCGCAUGCGCACCGUGACCGUGUGCCCCAUUUGAAGGGCCGAAGCCCGGAUAAUGAUGCGGUGACAGUGGUCUAUGUGACUAUGAGUGCAGAUUUUGAUGGACCUGUUGGAGGCUAUGUCACGGGAAGCAAGACUUCCUCAGAAAGCAGCAAGAACACAGCUGUUGGUAUCGGCGCUCCUGUUAAAGCAUCGAAAUCGUCCUCGACCGCAAAAGGGACCGAGACGGCCGAGACGACUGAGGCAGCAGCAACACAGACAAAGGCUGAGACUCAUGCUACCGCCACGAAGACUGCUGAGACCGCUGAGACCGGAAUCACAACGGCACCCCAGCCAACAACCACCGAGGCGACCAAAGAGACGCAAAGCACGAGCCAAGAUGAGACUACAUCGGCAAAUAGGACUACCUUUCAGACCAGUACUUCGUCUGCUACGUCUUCGGACUCAUCUUCCGUAUCCUCCCAAGGCAAGGCGGGACUGGAAAGUUCCGAUGUCACUGGGUCCUCUGCGUCAGCAUCCGCAACUGCAAUUUCGGGAUCAGGAGGGCUCUCUGGAGGUGCGAAAGCCGGCAUUGCUAUCGGUGUGAUAUUGGCGGUUGGCGUGGUUGCAGGUCUCGUCCUUCUCUGGGUCCGAAAGAAGAAACAGGAACAGAAAAUCCAAAAGGAAGUAGCCGAAGAUGAGAAGUUCUGGGGUUCAGAUCCUGUCGCGCCACCACCACCUCCUCCGAAGCCCGAGCCGAAGAGUUCCCUGGAUCCACCUCAACUCCAAGUCCGUCCAGUCACACAGUUUGCGCCAUUCGCAUCAGAAUUCAGUGCUGGUGCUGGCUCUGCGGGCCCCUCUACGGUUGCUGCCGACGCUGCCGUCGCCUCCGGAGCAGUCGUUGCUUCAGGUGCAGCUGGCACACGCAACCUGACUGGAAAUACCUCGCCGGUUCACACACCACAAUCAAGUACCGCCAGUGCAAACCCCUUCAAUGAUCCAAUCAAUCCAUUCAGUCACCCUUCCGAGGUCUCUCCACCUUCUACGUCCCACGGCUCCGUUACACAGCUUGGCUCCGUCCCAGAAGAAUCUGCGGCUGCUGAUCCCGCUGCAGAAGCAGCCACGGCAACCGGAAUCGCUGUGACUGGUGUUGUAGCUGGUGCUGCUGUGGCCGCGGUUGCAGCCUCCAGCGCGUCAGAUAAGGAGUUGCCCAUUCGUCCUGAAAGUUCUAUAUCCAGCGUCUCAUCUGAAUCCAAUUCCACCAAUACUGGCCCAGAUGGUCCUUCUAAUGCCAAUGCGGCCCCGGCUUCAGCUGCUCCUGCGGUCUCUCCUGUUCAUUUAUCUGAAGCGGCUGGACCAGUUCCAGUUCCAGUUCCAGUUCCAGUUCCCGCUCCCGCUCCUGCUCCUGCUCCUGCCCCAUCCAAUGUGCAUCGCGUGCACUUGGAUUUCGCCCCUUCAAUGGCCGAUGAACUGGAGCUACAUGCUGGGGAUCUCGUCAGACUCCUGCACGAGUACGACGAUGGAUGGGCUCUUUGUAUUCGUAUGGACCGCUCUCAACAAGGUGUUGUCCCUCGCUCAUGUCUUUCCUCGCGUCCUUUGAUGCCCCGGAUGGGCCCGCCCCCGGGUGCUGCCCCUGGACCCCGAGGCCCUAAUAGCCCCACGCCGGCUGGAAACAUGAUGCCGAUGCCACGCUUUUAUCCUCAAGAAGGUCGUCCAAUGUCACCGGCUCGCCCAAUGUCACCGGCCCGCCCCAUGUCACCGGCUCGUCCAAUGUCGCCGGCCCGCCCAAUGCCUCCCGCUCACCCUGGUUACGCCGGUCCUCCGCAGCCGCAGCCGUAUACUCAGCGUCCUAUGUCUCCGGCGCAGUUCCCACAACCUCCAAGAUCUUUCUCUCCCGGUCCCGGUCCGAUGGUUCCUAGGUCUCUGAGCCCUGGGCCCUACGGACCCCCGGGAAUGCAAGGUCCCCGGAUGCCAGUCAACCAACGGAUGCGUAGCAACAGCACAGGAGAUGUGGCUGGACCGAACGCUCGAAUGACAGGACUAUCCGGACCGAGUCCUCUCGGAACUCCGCUCGGUCCAACUUCCAUGCAUCUAGCAUCCCUGCAUCCAUCAGUCAACGCUGCACCAGCUUCGGCCACCAUUGAGACAGUCGCCCCUGAACAUAACCAUGAGUGA
Messenger RNA from Aspergillus tubingensis, 2160 nucleotides. RefSeq names its product SH3 domain protein. The coding region runs from base 1 to 2160 and encodes 719 amino acids. The record is from RefSeq and is a predicted model, not a curated record. The transcript has a single exon. NCBI's taxonomy places the organism in Eukaryota, Fungi, Ascomycota, Eurotiomycetes, Eurotiales, Aspergillaceae. Gene Ontology annotation, molecular function: protein binding.